Molecule: messenger RNA, 5917 nt
Organism: Menidia menidia (Atlantic silverside)
Lineage: Eukaryota; Metazoa; Chordata; Actinopteri; Atheriniformes; Atherinopsidae
Source: the annotation of a GenBank genome assembly
CUUGUUGGUAUCCAACUGGGGUUAGCACAGCACUGGCCAUCCCUAUGACAGAAGUCACAGAAAGUCGUCGGGAGCCUGCGUGCUGCGUGGGUUUCCACGGUGCUGUUUCCACCGUCUGCGGCACAGCGGCGCUGCGCCACUCCGCCUGCCCGCCUGCUCAUGGACCUUCCACAGCAACUUGAUACCGGAGACGAGUGGUCCAGACAAGCCUGCAAACGAGGCGUUCCCAGCCGCCCUGAUCACACCGAAAGAUAUCCAUCUCCUCCCUCCACCGUCUGUCAGCGCCGGAGGAAGGAUUUUCAUCCACCGCACACCAGAAUAGCUCACUUAUGGCGCCGAUUCCUCGUGGAUUUGUUAUUCUUGAAUACCAAUGAUCGUGAAAUGAGACGGGACGCGCACAACUAACUGGUUAGCUAGAUGGCUACCGUCGGCUAGCCCCGAUAACAGUCAUCUACAGCCGACUCGAGCAAUUUGGCUAUGGUUUUAUUAGCCAAAUCCGCGACUCCGUUGACAUAAAAGUGGACUGUUUUGCAAAGUAUACAGCUGGCAAUGAUUGGUAUUUUGAAUAACUAGUUGUACGGUGAUUAUUGUCGCGAUAAUUAACCUCUUUGCCUAAGUUUUAUAGUGCCAGACAGUCGGCUUAGUCAGCUAGCAUGUCAGCUAGCAGGUAUGGACGUUGUUCGCUGUCUAGUUACAGAUGGCAGAUCCGCCGAACAAGUUAGCCGCUCGGGUUAUUUGUCCGGUCUGCGGUGGAGUCGAAAUCGGGACUAACGUAACUUUAGUCGGCAAUCAUUGUUCAUUGUCAACAUUCUUUCGUCGAAAGAAACCAAAACACCAGCACCCCCAAUCCCCCCCACCCCUCCUUUUUUUCGUACAAUUUCUCAAAGUGUUAUUCCACGUCUGUGAGAGUAGUUCAAGUUAUUGAGCUUAUGUGAGAAAAAAAAGGGGGUGUGGGGGGGAAACAAGAGUUGUAUCUUUAGAAAACGAGGACCAAAAAGAGGGGAAAGUAAGAUUCGGAGGAGCCGCAACUACCAAACCAAAGUCGACGUACACUGUCAUGGCUGUGGGCCGAAUUACGAUGAAGUCUCUGACUAAAUUCGGCUUUUGCCUGGCGAUUCUCCUGACUUCAGUCGCUGCUGCACAGGGGGAGGAGAGGGAGUGUGCCUUCACAGACCAGCAGCAGCAGUCAGAAGUGGAGCGACUGGCGGGGGGCGAAGGCCGGGUCUCCCCAGAGAACACCACCAUUCGAUGUGCCAUGGGCAGCCACUGUUUUGGCCUGUGGGAAAAAAGUCCCCCGGGAGAAGUGCGGCUGGUCAAACAGGGUUGCUGGAGUCACCUGGGUGACAACCACGGUUGCCACGACGACCGCUGCGUGGUGACUAACCUGCCUCCGCAGAUGCAGAACGGGACGUACCACUUUUGCUGCUGUGGUAGCGACAUGUGCAAUGUAAACUUCACAGAGGACUUCCCCCCGCCGAACCCGACCACUGCACAGCCCAUCUACCCUGGCACACUGCGCCACGAGGAGACUGUAAUUAUCGCCCUGGCAACAGUCUCCGUGCUGGCCGUGGUUGCUGUAGCAGCCCUCUUUGGUUACCGCAUGAUGCACGGAGAUGGGAAGCAAGGCCUGCACAACCUCAAUAUGAUGGAGGCUGCUGGUUCUGAGAGCUCCCUGGACCUUGACAAUCUGAAACUACUCGAGCUUAUCGGACGAGGCCGAUAUGGCACCGUGUACUGCGGUUCGCUGGACGAGCGGCCCGUUGCCGUCAAGGUGUUCACUGCCGCCAAUCGGCAGAACUUCCUCAACGAAUGCUCCAUCUACCGCCUGCCGCUUCUGGAGCACGACAACAUCGCCCGGUUCGUUGCAGCCGACGAGCGCACCGGCACGGACGGCCGCACGGAGUACCUGCUGGUCAUGGACUACUACCCACAUGGUUCCCUGAGUCGCUACCUCGGCCUCCAGACCAACGACUGGGUCAGCAGCUGCCGGUUGGCUCACUCCGUAACCCGAGGCCUGGCCUACCUGCACACCGAGCUCUUCAAAGGAGACUUGUACAAGCCUGCGGUGUCCCACAGAGACCUGAACAGCCGGAACAUCCUGGUCAAAACCGAUGGCACGUGUGUCAUCAUCGAUUUCGGCCUGUCCAUGAAGCUGACGGGCAACAGGCCGGCGCGUCACGGUGAAGACGAAAAUGCGGCCAUAAGCGAGGUGGGGACGAUCCGCUACAUGGCUCCCGAGGUUCUGGAGGGUGCGGUGAACCUGAGGGACUGUGAGUCAGCUUUGAAGCAGGUGGAUAUGUAUGCCCUGGGCCUGGUCUACUGGGAGACCUUUAUGAGAUGCACCGACCUUUUCCCUGGGGAGUCUGUGCCAGAGUACCAGAUGGCCUUUCAGGCGGAAGCUGGGAACCACCCAACGUUUGAGGACAUGCAGGUCCUGGUAUCCAGAGAGAAGCAACGACCAAAAUUCCCAGAGGCCUGGAAAGAGAAUAGCCUGGCUGUUCGCUCUCUUAAAGAGACUAUGGAGGACUGUUGGGAUCAGGACGCAGAGGCUCGCCUCACGGCUCAGUGUGCUGAGGAGAGGCUGGCAGAGCUGCUCCUCAUAUGGGACCGCUCGAAGUCUGUCAGUCCAACCCUCAACCCCAUGUCCACCACUUUGCACAACGAGAGAAAUCGCAUGACCCCAAAGUCCGGCCCGUACACUGACCAUCCCUCCUCCUACAUCGAGGAGCAGGAGGGUGUAGCUAAGAACACGCAGGUGGACGUGGCUAACUCCAUUAGCGCGAGAGCCGGGGUCGGGACGGGAGAGAGAAACAGAAACUCCAUCAACCAGGAGCGCCAGCAGCAGGCCAACACCCGACUGCCCAGCCCCGAGGGCAGCAGCACCAGCAUGGGCCUCAGGGGCAGCCCCUCAGCCUCCACCACCACCACCACGCUCAUCUCUGAAUCCGAAGGGCCCACGGGGGCCGCCACGGUCCCCGUCUGCCUUCACCUGACCCAGGAGGACCUGGAAACCACCAAGCUCGACCCUAAAGAGGUGGACAAGAACCUGAAGGAGAGCUCCGACGAAAACCUAAUGGAGCACUCCCAGAAGCAGUUCUGUUCUCCUGACCCGCUGAGCCCCGGCAGCUCCAGCCUGCUUUACCCGCUGAUCAAGAUGGCCAGUGAGGUCUCAGGGGCCUCAGACCCCGCUGUGGCUAUGCCAACCGCCAUCUUCCCCCUGCCCAAACAGCAGAACCUGCCAAAGAGGCCGUCCAGUCUGCCCCUGCGCAACAAGCCUGCUAAAAAGGAUUCCUCCUCCUCCUCGCUCAGGUUCAAAUUUGGGCGUUCCGGGAAGUCCAACCUGCGCCAGGUUGAGGGAACCAAGCUGAACACAAACACUGCUGAAACGCACCGGGGCCCGGGCACCAACAACGUACCGGCUCCGAGAGAUGUGCACGCCAACGGCAGCGCCAACGGCGUCCUGAGCGGCCACCCCGGCGCCAGCAUGUCGUCCUCCGCAGCAGGCGGAGCCACGGGUUUCGGCGGGCCGGGCGCCGCCCCGAACGGGCUGGGAGUGGGAGCCCUGAGGCCGGACGACAGCCGGCUGAGCCUGGGCGUGAUCACGGCCAGCCCCGACGAGCACGAGCCCCUCCUGAGUCGGGAGCGCGAGCAGCCCGAGCCGAGGAACGCGGCGCCGAGCGCCGGCGCCCUGCGCUCGGCCCGGCCCAACACCAACAACAACAACAGCAACACGGGCCGCGGCCAGGGGGAAGGCGAGAGCGGGGGAGAGAGCGACGGAGGCGAGGAGGAGGGAAACGGGGAGGCAGGAAGCCGGGACAACCCGGGGAACCCGGGGGAGAGCUCCGGGUCGGGGUGCGUGGCAGCAGACCCCCCCAAGGAGGCGCCGGUCACCAUGAGAGGAGAAGCCCUGCUCCGGCAGCCCAGAGCACGCCGGCCUGAGAGGCCCAACUCCCUGGACCUGUCCUUCACAACGCAGGACCUCACCUCAUUAGGGGAGGGCUUGGUGCAGCCCGACGGCGCCUUGGGGACGGGAGAUAAAAUCAAGAAGCGAGUCAAAACGCCUUACUCUUUAAAGAAGUGGCGGCCCACCACCUGGGUCAUCUCCACGGACAACCGGGGGCCAGAGGUGAACAACAACGGCUCCAACCGCGGCCAGAGUCACAACCAGAGCCGGCCCAAGUCCAGCUCAGCCAUCUACCUGCAGGGGGCGGGGCUGGCCAGCGAGCCCAGUGACACACAGGUGUGAAGUCAGACCCUCCACCAAGACUGGUCAAAAGGAUGAAUGAACGAUACCCAGAGUACCCAGAAUUCUCUGUUCUGAAUCAGCAAGAGGAAGCUAUGGAGUGUGUUGUGAACUGUCGAUCCUAAUCCUGUACAGUAAUUAGGCCUGCCUCGCCUCCCGUGUGUCUUUCAGAUGGCAUCGCUUUAAAUGGAAUCCAGCUAUGCAGCAUUCUCAUCAGCUUCCUUUUCCACCACUUUCUCAAUCUGCUCUUUUUUGUUGGCAUGUUUCAUCUUAAAAAGCAUUGCCUUGUUUUGAAUCAAAUCCUUUUUUUUACUUUAUUUGUGCACUUUGAACAGAUGAAAAAAAAGAAAAAAAUCAGUGUUUCUAAGUCUGUUUCCUGUGACCGAGACAAAAAGCGGUCUCUAAACUUAAAUAGGCGAAGAAAAACAAUCACUACUUCAUUUUCUUUAUUCUCUUCCUUUGCUGUAUAAAGCAAUAUGCGGACAAGCUCUGUAAAAAGCAUUGACGUCUUAAAGACGGAACAAAACUAAACCCUUUUUUUAAUUAUUAUUAUUUUCUUGAUUUGUAUGCAAUACCAAUUAAUGACUUUUGACACUAUGUACCCUUUUUUUGCAUCAUACUUAUUAAUUGUGCAAUAGGAUGUAGAUUUUAGAUGCUUUCAGUGUUUUCCCAUUAUUAUUAUUUUUUCGGCUGUUUUAACUCAUUAUUUUUAUGUUAAUCUCUGUUGCACUUAUGAAUUGUCACAAUCGUUUUGUAAACAAUCCACCACACACUACAACCCCCUACCCCCAAACCCCACGUCCACCCACUAAUCUCAAGAGAUGAAAAUGGAUGCAAUCCUCUCUUUCUCUUCGACUCGGGGCUAUCUCUUUUUCUUUUGCGGGGGGGGGGACUGGCACAAACGCUAGCAAUCACUUUUUAGCGGACUGGAUCAGUUGGUUCUCAUGGAACCUGAAUGCACAGCUACAUGAGGACUAUGCGCAAUCUGUGGUGUUUUAAUACAACAAUCAACCAGAGUCAAGCCUAUGGAGUGAUCUGUUACAGGGGACAGCUCAAGUCACUGUACCGCCAUCACCUGACCUCACUGUGGACUGCACCCAGCUGAUUUUGGACCUGGAAGACCAGAAACAAUAAAAAGCCUGUGUCCUGUUGCUUUGUGUUUUUGAAAUCAAGACAGGUGAGACGAAACUAGCAAAAAACCAACAACACUGAAGCACGCUGGAUAUCGUUUUUUCUGCUUCUUGUCGACUCAUCCCUUGAUGUUGGAAUGGCUGACCCACCGCGUGAGAGCACGCACAAGUUUCUUUACUUUGGGAAUCAUUAAGGCCUGGCGCUGUACAGGCGUGCUUAAAUGUCACCGUGCUCAUUCUGUACUUUCAGUGCUGCUUCAGGGCAUAAGACAAGUUCUCAUUUAUGGGUUUUUGUAAGUUGUAAUUUGUAUAAAAAAAAGCAACAAACAAGCGUAUGUGUAUUGCAUUAAUAUUUGCAUCAUUUUUAUGGAAUUCUGUUGUGCAUUCAAUGGACACGGCCUUUGAUUCCAUUACUAUGCGUCUUGCUUGGUACAGUUUCUGUAAACAUUUUCAAGUCGGUAUGAACGAAAAUCUCAAUAAAUGUAUGAAAUAAUAGUUGGGUAUAUAUGUUGAGGACUUUACUUCAAGGUGUCAGGCCUUUUUU